UAAAAAUCCUAAUGGAUGUAUAGUCGAUACGAGAACAAAAAGGCAGCAUGAAGAAGAAGAAGCGUAUUUUCAAAAUGAGUUUGCUAAGAGAAUAAAAACAAAUAAUUAUCAAACUAGAUAUGCUAAAAGCUCAGCACAAUUAAAAGAUAAUGAACAAGAUGAACUUAGUUUGAAUGAUGUAAAUAAUCACUUUGAGAAUAAUGAAUCUGAUAAUAUAGAUAAAGAAUAUAUUGAUUACUUUGAGGAUAAUGGAUAUAGUAAUAUAGAUAACAAAUUUGAGGAUAAUGGAUAUGAUUAUUUUGAAAAUAAUAAUGAGUUUUUGAAUAAUAGCGAUAAUAUUAUAGAUAAUAAUGAUAGUGAGAAUAAUUAUUCCGAAGAUGAGAUGUCAAUGUCUUCAGAUAGUUCAGAAUUUUAUAAAGAAAUUGAAGAUUUAAAAAGUAUUUCAGUUAAUCCAUUUCAAGCUCCUUAUAUUGAUUUUGAUAAAUCUAUCCAUAUUCCUGAGCUCAAUAUAAAUCUUGAUGAUUUAUUGUGGAUUCUUAUAUGGGUUUUUAAAUUUCAAGAAAGAUUUCAACUAUCAAAUAUAGUAACUGAUACUCUUAUCG
Molecule: messenger RNA, 602 nt
Organism: Racocetra fulgida
Lineage: Eukaryota; Fungi; Glomeromycota; Glomeromycetes; Diversisporales; Gigasporaceae
Source: the annotation of a GenBank genome assembly